AUGUCGAGCGCCGAUCUCAAGCACAAAGAAGAAGAGGAGGAACUUGUCGUUGGCGACGACAAGGACACCAGAGCUUACGUUGCUCCAAUCGUCAAGCUCCAGAAGGUUGCUAUCACCACCGGUGAGGAGGACGAAGAUCCAAUCUUGGAUCUCAAAUCAAAGCUUUACCGAUUCGACAAGGACGAGAACCAGUGGAAGGAGCGAGGUGCCGACACCAUGAAGUUCCUGAAGCAUAAGGCUUCCGGCAAGGUUAGGCUUCUCAUGAGACAGUCCAAGAUGCUCAAGAUCUAUGCCAAUCAGCUUAUUUUUGAGUCUGUACAAUUUUCAUCGAUUGGUUUCAUUCAUGAUUGCCCUAGCUUCCUUAAACCUCUGGGAGAGGAAGAAGAAGGACAAUCUUAG
Messenger RNA from Glycine soja, 399 nucleotides. RefSeq names its product ran-binding protein 1 homolog c-like. The record is from RefSeq and is a predicted model, not a curated record. NCBI's taxonomy places the organism in Eukaryota, Viridiplantae, Streptophyta, Magnoliopsida, Fabales, Fabaceae. The transcript is spliced from 3 exons. Gene Ontology annotation, biological process: intracellular transport. The coding region runs from base 1 to 399 and encodes 132 amino acids. Gene Ontology annotation, molecular function: GTPase activator activity. Gene Ontology annotation, cellular component: nuclear pore; cytoplasm.